AUGAGUCAAAAAGGAGGUGCAAUCUUCCGAGUCUUCACAGACCUCGUGGAUUUUACAAAUUCGCGGCUUUCUUACGUCCCACUUGAUUUGAUGCUGGGCUUCUUUGUGGCUGGGGUGCUAAAACGUUUUUGGUAUCUGUUCAAUAUCAUCGGGUUCAUGGAUAACAUUGCUCUAAUGACGGCUCUGUACGUCCGCGGUACACAAGAACGUGCUCGUCAGUACCGUAGAAAUAUCGUGCGAUACUGUCAGCUCACACAGGUUCUUGUUUUCCGUGAUCUUUCAAUGCAAUGCCGUAAACGUUUCCCUACGUUGGAUACAGUUGCUGCAGCUGGAUUCAUGAUGCCCCAUGAGAAAGAAAAUUUUGAUGGCAUACAGUACAAUUACAACAAAUAUUUCCUCCCAUUCAACUGGGCUUGGGCACUGAUCUAUCGCGCAAGAAAGGAAGGCCUAAUUGAGAGCGAUUAUUAUGUUACUAUACUUUCUGAG
This is a messenger RNA of Strongylus vulgaris, 486 nucleotides long. Lineage: Eukaryota; Metazoa; Nematoda; Chromadorea; Rhabditida; Strongylidae. The record is from the annotation of a GenBank genome assembly.